Molecule: messenger RNA, 666 nt
Organism: Pristis pectinata (smalltooth sawfish)
Lineage: Eukaryota; Metazoa; Chordata; Chondrichthyes; Rhinopristiformes; Pristidae
Product: T-cell surface glycoprotein CD8 beta chain-like
Exons: 5
Coding region: 1-666 (221 amino acids)
Biological process (GO): regulation of immune response
Cellular component (GO): cell surface
Molecular function (GO): MHC class I protein binding; coreceptor activity
Source: RefSeq, a predicted model, not a curated record
AUGGUCCAGUCAUUGAAACAAGCAGGAGAUACUGGAAAUACGCAGCAAGCCGGGGAACAUUCGGGAGAUGUUUAUAGCGCGCAGUUGCAGAUGAUCCUGCUCCAGACUCCCGCUGAAGUGCUUGUGGCCAAAGGAGAACAGUUGGAACUGUCCUGCUCUGCCAAAGUAUCUCUCGGUCGGUUGUUUUGGUACAGGCUGGACGAGAACGCUUCAUCGCAUUUUGUGAUAUCGGCGACUAUCAUGGACCAGAUAGAGCGGGGACAUGGGAUAGAUGAACGCUUCACCUUGAUCAAAAACACCUUUCGAUCAACAUUCAGCUUAAUAAUUAAAGACCCGCAACUCACCGACAACGGCACCUAUCACUGUAUGAUGUUCAGCUCCCAGACAACCUACCUAGGAGGUGGAAGUGUGGUGACUGUAGUUCCAGAGAAACCGAUAGUAACUUCACCGCCUACAACUACAAAACCGCGCAAAAUCAUUCGGUACAAGAACCCACCUCUGCGUGGCAAGAAGAAAAGGGAUACUGGGUAUGUCUGCGACUGGCCCAUCUGGGGAUCACUGACCGCCUGCAACCUCCUGCUUCUCACUUCCAUCCUUUCCAUCUUCAUCCAUCGUAGGAAUAAGUAUUACCAAAGGCGAUGUCCCCAACAGUUUCGCAAGAGAUAA